Molecule: messenger RNA, 5370 nt
Organism: Scomber japonicus (chub mackerel)
Lineage: Eukaryota; Metazoa; Chordata; Actinopteri; Scombriformes; Scombridae
Gene: rnf24
Product: ring finger protein 24
Exons: 6
Coding region: 378-830 (150 amino acids)
Cellular component (GO): endomembrane system
Molecular function (GO): zinc ion binding; ubiquitin protein ligase activity
Source: RefSeq, a predicted model, not a curated record
CUGACUGGGAGGAGGAGGUGGGAUCCAGCUACUGGUGGUCGUGGGCUAAUACACGUUUACGAGCGAACCGUGUGGGAUCAGCCAGCAAGAAAAAAACGACAUCCAUUUGCAUUUUGGCUGCUUUUUGGGGGGAAUCACGACGAGAAAGCCCAUUACGGGACACCCCCUCCCUUUUCUCCCUCUUCUCGCCCUGCAGCAGAGGGGUUGGUCACCUUCAUAUCAGGCGGGUUUUGUUGUUGCCCACACAGUUUUCGCUUUCAGUUUGGGUCGACUUGUGUGGGGUUUUUUCCCCCCUUGCACCCCCGAGUGUGUGAAGAGAUACAUCACAGAAGAAAGCAGCUACUAUAACAGGGGCUGAAGGGAAUCGCUGAAUAUCCAUGAGCUCCGAUUUCCCGCACUACAGUUUCAGGAUGCCAAAUAUAGGGUUUCAGAACCUCCCCCUUAAUAUCUACAUUGUGGUGUUUGGGACAGCCAUCUUUGUCUUCAUCCUCAGCCUCCUCUUCUGCUGCUACUUAAUAAGGUUACGGCACCAGGCGCACAAAGAGCUAUAUGCAUACAAACAGGUUAUUCAGAAGGAAAAAGUCAAAGAACUAAACUUACAUGAGAUAUGCGCAGUGUGCUUGGAAGAGUUCAAACAGAAAGACGAGCUGGGGAUUUGUCCAUGCAAACAUGCCUUUCAUAGGAAGUGCCUCAUUAAGUGGUUGGAGGUGAGGAAAGUGUGCCCGCUGUGCAACAUGCCCGUCUUGCAGCUCGCUCAGCAGGCAGGCGGCAGCACAGACGCCCCUGCGCCAAUACAGCAGCCUCUGCCCGGCAUCGAGAAUAUGGUGUAGCAGACUCCAGGCCUCUCUUACAGUACACUACAGACACACACACACACACACACACAUCCCAACACUUGUACUCUCACCUGUACAGGUACACUUUGGUAUGAGUCUGUGGACACACCGGAGAAACUGGAGCUGCUGCGCACCUGUGAAUCUGCAGCCAUCGUCACCUCUGUUACCUUUGCAUUGGUUCACAAAAGGAUUUUCUGAUAUCAGCUCUGACUGAUAAUCAGCCGUUUUCAUGUUUUUCUUUUCACGGACGAUGAAGAAGAGUUGAUCUAGAAGAAGUUUCCUUCUCGGCUGAGAUGUGGUUGAUAACUUUUUCACAACCAAAGCACUUUUCUGGGGACACCAGCUAAAGACCAGGAGGAAAAAAACAAAACAAAACGCAAAAGCCAAGAACUACAAUACACUAAAAUAUAUAUUUUUUCUUUAACAAGCACUUUACGAGAAGUCAAACCCUAAUUGCUUGUGAUCGUAGUAGCAAGGUAUGUUUUAUAUUUUAUCAUAACUAUUAUUUUAAUGUACAGUACAAAACCACAUGGGUUUUCAUUUUUAAUUAGUAAACAUUGAUUACUAAACAAACAAAAUAAUCUCAAAGGGACAACAAAUACCUAUGUUAGCUAUCAGGAAAUUUGGACAAUGCUUUUUUUUUAAAAUUGCACACACACAUAAGAAAUUAAGCUCUAAGCAACCUCGAGACUUGAUGUCUGACUAAAUGUGAAAGGUUUGAAUGUGUGGAAACCCAGAAUUUUACACACAGACACUAACACGCUUCAUAUGAAGCCUACAGAUUUCUUCCCUUAUCAUCUGUUUGUUGUUCUUAUAAUGUGACUGUUGUUUUUAUCUUUUUUUAAUUUUUAUUCUGUCAAUACAGAAAAAUGAUACAGUGAACAAAGUAUAUUUUGACUAAAGGAAUUUACCGGGUAACAUCCUCCACAUACAAGUGCUGUUAGGAAAGCACAGGCUAAAAAACUGUCACCCCAUUUUAAUUUCAUUAGAAAAAUAUCUCCAACAAAGAAGUAGUUCAGAGUUAAUAUUUCAAUUACUAUUAUUAUUUAAGCCAGUAUUAGUGUGUCACAUCUGGUGCUUUAUCUAUAAAACUCUUUAACAGAACAAACACCAGUAAUGAGGCAAUAUUCAACAAAGAUCUACAGACUUUAAUGUUCCAGUUUUAUUUUGCUCCAUUGCUUCCUGAAGCUGAGCUGUGUGAAUGUUAACAGUGCUUUACUUCAGAUUAAGGCUGAAUUGUUCUGUCUAAUUGAGACACUUUACAAAACUGUUAUGUUAAUCCACUUUAAUCUAGCAUCAUACAGUAUAUCUUGCUAGGAAAUGAUUGAUAAUUCAGUGUAGGAAAAAGACCAGAAUGAAUCCAGCUUUUUGCCGUCUUUGCUGUUAAGCUUCUACUUAAAAUGUGCUGCAUUCACAGUUGCAGUUACCUUUGUUUGCUUCAACCCUGAUAGAUUGUUUUAAUUUAUUUUUUAAUUUAUUGUAAUUUAUGGGUACAGAUACACAGAGUGAACGAGCUAGCAGAUCGUCACCUGCAUCAGAAUCGCUGUCCUCAGCAUAUCAUAUUAGUCAAGAUACACACUAGUGAGGGGCACCCAUACCUAUCAUGCCCUCCCACCCCCACCCCAGCACACACACACACACACAUACACACACACAUACAGCUGGGCUGCCAGAGAGUCAGUGGUCAGCAUGUUGUAAUGGAGCAGCAUUUCCAUUCACACACACACACACACGCUCACACACACACACACACGCACACACACACACACACACACACACACACACACACACACACACACACAGGGUAAUUCAGCUUUUUGGGAGCAGUAUUCUGGUGCUUUCGCCUCUCUCCCUCUUUCUGUACGGUACACGGUGCUUUUUGUUUUGCACCAUACAUACAGUAACUCUGCUUUUGUGCAUAUUUUUUGUCCUCAUCUCUUGUUAGCUGGUAAAUGUGCUGAUGAGUUUAGCAAGGAGGGGCUAAAAAAAGAAAGCUUUGUUACACAGUGAUGGAUAAGUGAGAGAUUGUCUUUUACCUGUGAUAUAUAUUGUCAAAAAACAAUCAUACUUUUUUUUAAAGGCACAAUCUGUGAUCCAAAUUUAAACAAAAGGAUACCACUACAAUAAAUAAACCUGUUAUCUGGACCAACACAAUCAAUUAAUUACACUACUCUACACCAGUGGCUCUCAAACUUUGGAUGAGAAAGACACCAAAUGUUGAUUUUCCCUUUAUAACAUAAAGUUUUUACAUUUGUUUAUGAGCAUUACUGAUUGUGCCUUUAACAACACUACGUUCUUAGUCAUUUUAAUAGGGCUACAACUAACGAUUAUUUUCUUGACUAAUUGAUAAGUUGUUUAGUCUGUUAAGUUUCCCAGAGCCCAAAAGGACAUCAUCAAAUGUCUUGUUUUUCCUGACCAAGAUUCCACAGCCCAAAUAUAUUUUGUAUUAAUGUGAUAAAAAAAGAAAUUCACAUUUGAGAGGCUGGCAUCAAAGAAUUUAUUCUGAUAUUUUCUAAAUUACUUAAAGUGAUCAUUUUCUUUACCAAAAUUGUUAGUGAUUAACUUUCCAUCAACUAAUCAAUGAAUCAACUAAUUGUUGCAGCUCUAGAUUUCAUUCUCUAACACAGGUUCCCAGCACACGGGUCAUUUAACAAGUGACAAUGAAUUAGACCUUUUAUGGCAGCAUUUCAUUGUCACUAACCUCUGUGGUGUGAUGUUUCAUCUCUGCUGAAUGUCUGCUCUCGCUCGCGGUGAUGACCUUUGUGGUGGGGGUCAGAGCAUGCAACAAGGUGAAAAUGUCAACUGUUGGAUGAGAGCAAAAGAAGGAUUUUCAUCCAGUUUGUAGUGUUUUUCAGUGGGUUGUUUCACACCCUGAUGAGGCCCAAUCAUCUUAGAAUUCAAAGAAUCUCUAAAUUACUGUCCACAUUAGCUGUAUUUGAACAAAAACUGACACAAGGACAAAACAGACCAGAGCUGUGUCAAUUGGUAAUAUCACAAUCUCUUCACUCUAUAGAUUAUGAUGUGUUGUGUGAUCAUAAAGGAGUAAAAGUCAUUAUAAUUGCCUGGCCUGAGAUUGUUGUUUCCUGUUGAACAAAAUAAGAAACAUAAGGGCCCUCUUCAUUAUGUUGUGUGAUGUAAAGUAUUUUGAUACCUUUUCGCUUCUUAGUCCCUGGUAAUUAAGAGGCUGUGACUGUUUUCAUUGACCUUGUAUCUCACUGAAAAUGUCACAGAGAUAGACCCAGCAUUCUUGGCCGUACAUUAUUCCCUAGAACUUCAUUAGUUCAGUUCAACGGUUAAUAUUUCUGCUGCCGUCCUCGAAAGACGACACAUUUGUAGCUCUUCGCUAAUAACACAAGUCUUAAACUUUGUUCUGGUUUUGUCUUUGAAUGUACGUUUCAUGAGAGAAAGAAUAUGAGGAGAUUUAAUGUGAACGCAUGCUACUUUGCAUAGUCGAGUUGCCACUGAUAUCACCAUUGUUAAAUGUAUGUAGACAAGUAGUAUCAGUAGUAGAGUAUUUAUACAUAAUGUAAGGUGCACAAACGUGCUCCUACAUCUAAACUAAAUGGCAGCUCAACACUUCCUGCCAUUUGGCCAUCUUAAGUGUUGUGUUUGAUUGUAAACACUUUUAGCCUUUCCACCCGAACUUCCCCGUUUCUUCCGGUGUGCCGUCCUAAUCCCACUUAAGACUAAGUGCCAACCUAAAAUGAACUGUUAUGAAUCAAAGUCCCUGCCAACAAGAAAGAAGGUUUUGUCAUUUGAAUAAAAAGUGAGACAGUCUAAACAGAUAAUAGCCAAACAAAGAAAGGAAUCUAAUCCAGUCAUGAAUAUAGUAAUAAACUGCUUCCCUCCAUUGAUAUCAGUGCUGCUUCUGAGUUUACACCAUUAUAAUUCCACAAGACAUGAUUGGGUGAAGUUCCACCAUCAGGAAAACAGCUUCAAGAUCAAAAAUGUAAACAUACUAGGAGUAGAAAGCGUCAGAAAGACGUCACAGUGUUUGAUGGAAAAUACAAAAAAUAAUAAUAAUAAAUUGGUACUCACAUCCUCAAUAGAUGAGGAGUUUCGUUUAAUUUCCAUGGUUGGUUUUAGCGACCAGACUAUUAAAUCUCUAUCACUGCCUCCCUGAAGUGAACUUUCUUCUUGUUUGUAUGGCGAGUUAUUUAUUCCUCUGUAGCUCUUGUAGUGCCCUUCCAACUCAUAAAUAACUUCCCUCCCCUCUUUCUGCCCAAACAACCCCUCCCAGCCUACCUGAGUAAACCUCCUACCCCACACACCCCCUUUUUGUUAACACUGAUUAUGUUUGUGGACUCUCACAGACAUUGUUUGUAAAACUAAGAAUUCUGCAGCAGAAUAUUUUUGAAGACAAUUGCUGUACAGUAUUUGUAAGCUCUAUUUUUGUAUAUUGCUAUUUUGGAGAAAAUAAUAUGCAUUUUUUUUUCUUUUUCUUGUUUUUGCUAAUUUCAUGUUUAUUCAUUUUAAGAAAAAAUGUUGCAUGUGACUGACUUGAACUGUAAAUAAAAUCUCCAAGUUUUGGGAA